Messenger RNA from Hevea brasiliensis (rubber tree), 649 nucleotides. RefSeq names its product metallothionein-like protein type 2. Gene Ontology annotation, molecular function: metal ion binding. The transcript is spliced from 3 exons. The record is from RefSeq and is a predicted model, not a curated record. The coding region runs from base 101 to 340 and encodes 79 amino acids. Lineage: Eukaryota; Viridiplantae; Streptophyta; Magnoliopsida; Malpighiales; Euphorbiaceae.
UUUGUUUCCUAUAAAUAGGAGUUAAGGCCACCAGUUUAACCAUCAUCUAGGGUUUGAAAAUUCAAUUCCUAAGUAAAAUCUCCUCCAAAUCCUAAAGAAGAUGUCUUGCUGCGGAGGAAACUGUGGCUGUGGCUCUGGCUGUAAGUGCGGCAGCGGCUGCAACGGAUGUGGUAUGUACCCUGACAUCUCAGAGACCACCAGAACUGAGACCCUUGUUGCAGGAGUUGCACCUGCUAAGAAGUUCUAUGAGGAGGGGUCUGAGAUGAACUUUGGUGCUGAGGGUGGACAUGGCUGCAAGUGUGGAUCAAACUGCAACUGUGAUCCAUGCAACUGCAAGUGAGAAAGCAGCAUGGACAUGGACCCAACAAAGCAGUAGUACUUAAUCAUGGUGUUUAAUAAAUCCCUACAAAAAUUAGGAGAAAGAAAGAUGAAAAAGAGUUGGUUAAUGAAUAUGUGUGAUAUACAGUACUUGUGUUGCUGUAAAUAAAACAGCCAUGGGUUAUCCAAAUCCUUGUGUAUGGAUUUUAUUAUGGCUUGUUUUAUGUGUUGUGUCCUCUCUGCUUUGCUGGUCUUAACUUUUGUUUGUGUAGUUUGGUAGGGGAACUUCAAUUAUUGUGGUAUGGAUGGUUAAUGCUAAUCCUUUCACUCA